Purpureocillium takamizusanense is the source of this 1369-nucleotide messenger RNA. It is a transcript of the gene CYP3, whose product is annotated as Peptidylprolyl isomerase. NCBI's taxonomy places the organism in Eukaryota, Fungi, Ascomycota, Sordariomycetes, Hypocreales, Ophiocordycipitaceae. Gene Ontology annotation, cellular component: intracellular membrane-bounded organelle. Gene Ontology annotation, molecular function: peptidyl-prolyl cis-trans isomerase activity. Gene Ontology annotation, biological process: protein folding; protein peptidyl-prolyl isomerization. The transcript has 5 exons. The record is from RefSeq and is a predicted model, not a curated record. Bases 262 to 813 code for a protein of 183 amino acids.
GACCUACUCAGCACUGAGGUGCCGUACCUUGUAGGCACUGCAGGGCAGGGACCGCAACGCAGGGCCCCUUCAUGCCCACACUCCACUGCGCCGAAGCCGCGCUAGACCCGAAUCGUCUAUUCGAGGUCUGCAACCAAUGGACUGCCUGCAAAAUCAACCACCCAGCUGUUGCAUCAAGGGAAGCUCUCUCUACCUCGACAAGCUCACCAGCGAUCAGACGCACUGCAUCGCAACAAGAGAGAAGCACCACCAGCAGCAGUCAUGCCGCCGACACAGCUGCCCGAAUCGGGCAAUCCCUUGGUGUUUUUUGACAUCACAUUAGGAGGUGAGCCCCUCGGCCGCAUCACCUUUGAGCUCUUCAGGGACGUCGUCCCCAAGACGGCCGAAAACUUCCGCCAGUUCUGCACCGGCGAGUCCAAGAACUCGUCCGGCCGGCCCCAGGGCUACAAGGGCUCCAAGUUUCACCGCAUCAUCCCCAACUUCAUGUGCCAGGGCGGCGACUUUCUCAACGGCGACGGCACCGGCUCGACGACCAUCUGGGGCUACAAGUCGUUUGAGGACGAGAACUUUACGCUCAAGCACGACAAGCCGGGACUGCUCUCCAUGGCGAACUCGGGCCCCAACAGCAACGGCUCGCAGUUCUUCAUCACCACGGUGCCGACGCCAUUCCUCGACGGCAAGCACGUCGUCUUCGGCAAGGUGGUGGACGGGUUCGACGACGUGGUCAAGAAGAUGGAGGCGACCAAGACGGGCUACAGGGGCAAGGACGUGCCGAACCUGGACGUGGCGAUUGCGCAGUGCGGUGAGAUGUGAGCAGCCUCACUCACUCAGGGCAUGUGAGGGGCGGCAUGGGCGCUGCCUUCAGAGGUUCUUUUUUGGGUUCUUUUUCUGGCGCGGGAUACUGCUGCUGCGAGUCAGUCAGUGAUUCCGGGUCUUGUGCUACUAUAGACAGAGGUGAUGACGGCCCGUGGUGCCCGACAAACGGACGCCCGCUAUGCUCUUACUUGUCACGCCGAACCUCGCCAGGGAAAGGGGGAGGGCAUCAAACAACGCGAUGCUAAGCAAACUGCAAAGGCACAAACAAGUCAGACAAGAAGACCUUCUAGACGCCUACUCGUCGUGCUUCCAUCAUCAUGUGGCAAUCACAAUAGCCGUAUCACGUAUCACGUAUCACGCUCACCAUCACGCGCCAGUCGUCACUAGUAUUUCGCAAACACGCGGCCUUCCCAGGCCCGCAGAAGGCCUUUUUUCAUUCCGAGUUACCUAAGAGAGAAAAGAAAGAAAGAAGGGAACCUAUCCGUCAGUUCGCCAGGCUCCCUCCCCGAACUGCCCUCAUCGAUCCAGCGCGGGCACUCGGGGGAAAGAAAAG